AGCACACUCUCUGUCUAACAGAAUGGCUUCUACCUACACCAGAGACUCUGACAACACCAUGCUCUCUACUAAAGACAAACAUAAACUAAGGAAACCAGUUGUGGAGAAGAUGCGUAGAGACCGCAUCAACACCUGCAUAGAGCAGCUCAAGACCCUGCUGGAGAGGGAGUUCCACAAACAGGACCCCAAUGCCAAGCUGGAGAAGGCUGACAUCCUGGAGAUGACGGUGGGUUUCCUGAAGCAGCAGCUGCAGCCUCAGCGCCCAGUCCUUCAGAGGGCCCACAGUGAGGGCUACUCCCAGUGCUGGAGGGAGACACUGCACUUCCUGUCUUCCAGCUCCAUGAAGGACAUGAUGCUCCAUAACCUCCAGAGAGCUGGACAGGACAUCUGUCUCUCCUCUCCACUCUCCUCCCAACACCAAAACCACAGCCAGGGCCCAGUGAAGCAGGCCAUCACAGGCCACAAAUCAGUCUGGAGGCCGUGGUAGAACCACCGCAUAGGGAGACUGUCUCACAAACUGGAUGGAUGUUUACCAUCUUUCUUGCUGUAGGAAAUACAUUUCCAAACGUUAUAUUGAAAUUAUAUUAUUUUCUUGUUAUAUUUGAACGGAAUUCUACUGAUGUGAUUAUUUGUUCUCAGAGAAGAAGCUGAAAACAUAUUUGUAUUAAUUCAUAAUGAAGAAUAGGUUUGAUAUUGUACGUGUAUGUUUAUGUGUGUAUGUAUUUUGUGCUCACUUGAUGCACCAAUGUGUUAUUUAGUCCUUUCAUUUUCUAUGAAGAUGAUUUGUAAAGGUCAUAUCUUAACGUGUAUUGUUGCUUAGCUUACUCAAAUCUUGCUUUAACUCUAUUGCAUGUACUGUCCUAUUGAAGGACAUUUAAAAAUGCUUUGAUAUGUCUUUUGUAAAGGCUUUUUGGGACAUUGUUGUUCCACCAUAGGCACUGUUGUGCUGUGAAAUGUAUUGUUGACACUGUGUGUCUUUCAUUCUCACUUGAUAAAGUGAACAGACACCUAAAAUGGAUUCCAAUAAAUGUUUUGGAAAGUAACCAUACUGUGUGUGUGUUUCUAAAGGAGCUGUAGUGAAACAGGGGAUGAUGGGACAUGUAGAAAAAGUCAUAAUGUCCAGGGUAGAUGGAAAGUAACAACAGGUCCUUUAUGAAGUACAGCAAACGUCAUAUGACAAGCGUUAUAGUUUGUUGUCCCCUGUUUGGAGCUGUCUGU
This is a messenger RNA of Oncorhynchus masou masou (cherry salmon), 1218 nucleotides long. RefSeq names its product transcription factor HES-5-like. Gene Ontology annotation, biological process: regulation of neurogenesis; anterior/posterior pattern specification; regulation of transcription by RNA polymerase II. Gene Ontology annotation, molecular function: protein dimerization activity; DNA-binding transcription factor activity, RNA polymerase II-specific; RNA polymerase II cis-regulatory region sequence-specific DNA binding. NCBI's taxonomy places the organism in Eukaryota, Metazoa, Chordata, Actinopteri, Salmoniformes, Salmonidae. The record is from RefSeq and is a predicted model, not a curated record. The transcript is spliced from 2 exons. Bases 23 to 487 code for a protein of 154 amino acids. Gene Ontology annotation, cellular component: nucleus.